Molecule: messenger RNA, 1092 nt
Organism: Penicillium malachiteum
Lineage: Eukaryota; Fungi; Ascomycota; Eurotiomycetes; Eurotiales; Aspergillaceae
Product: NAD(P)-dependent alcohol dehydrogenase
Exons: 5
Coding region: 1-1092 (363 amino acids)
Biological process (GO): D-sorbitol catabolic process
Molecular function (GO): zinc ion binding; L-iditol 2-dehydrogenase (NAD+) activity
Source: RefSeq, a predicted model, not a curated record
AUGGCCGAAACAAAUCGAUCCUUUGUUCUACGCGCUGUGAAAGAUGUAGUCCUUGAAGACCGACCUGUCCCAAAUUCGAAGGACCCAUGGGACGUCCGAGUGCACGUCGCGCAGACUGGUAUCUGUGGGAGCGAUGUACAUUACUGGCAGCGAGGACGGAUCGGAGAUUUCAUUAUGAAUUCACCAAUCGUUCUUGGUCAUGAAAGCUCAGGCACUGUAGUUGGGGUUGGAUCAGCAGCCAAGAACCUCAAAGUUGGCGACCGAGUAGCCAUCGAGCCCGGCGUUCCAUGCCGACACUGUGACUAUUGUCGAGCCGGCUCAUAUAACCUCUGUCCCGAUACCGUAUUCGCUGCAACCCCUCCACACGAUGGUACUCUUUCGAAAUACUACACAACUCAAGCGGACUACUGCUACCCACUUCCCGACCAUAUGAACCUGGAAGAGGGGGCCCUAGUAGAGCCAGUUGCAGUAGCCGUGCAGAUCACCAAAGUCGGAAAAGUCAAGCCGAACCAAACAGUGGUAGUUUUUGGAUGUGGACCAAUCGGUUUGCUUUGUCAAGCCGUCAGCAAAGCAUACUCUGCGAAGAAAGUUAUCGGCGUUGAUAUAAGUCGAUCACGCGCGGACUUUGCACUGACUUUUGGUGCUGACGAUGUCUUUGUACCUCCGCCAAAACCCGAGGGGAGGGAUGAUAGUCUUUGGAAUGAGGAGGUGGCGAAAAUCAUGAAAGAAAGGUUUAAUCUUGGAGAAGGACCUGAUGUGGUUCUGGAAGCUACUGGCGCUCAAGCCUGUAUUCAGACAGGUAUUCACCUGACCAAGAAAGGUGGGACUUAUGUGCAGGCUGGAAUGGGGCGCGAGGAUGUUGUUUUUCCGAUCACAACAGCUUGUAUACGCGAUCACCACAUUCGAGGCUCCAUUCGCUACACUGUUGGCUGCUACCCGACCGCAGUGGAUCUAAUCGCCAGUGGCAAGAUCGAUGUCAAGCGAUUGAUCACCAACCGGUUCAAGUUUGAGCAGGCCGAAGAGGCAUUUGAGCUAGUGCGACAGGGGAAGGAAAGUGUAAUCAAAGUCAUUAUUGAGGGAGUAUCUUCGUAG